Messenger RNA from Pogona vitticeps (central bearded dragon), 6170 nucleotides. NCBI's taxonomy places the organism in Eukaryota, Metazoa, Chordata, Lepidosauria, Squamata, Agamidae. The record is from RefSeq and is a predicted model, not a curated record.
AAGGGAAGGCGAGGCGGCGGCGGCAGCGGCAGCGGCAGCGGGAGGAGGAGGCAGCUGCGGGCCCGGGAGCGCAUCCCUCUCCAAGGAUGCCAGGCGGGGGUGGCUCUCCUUGCUCCGCAGCCUCCCGCCGUCUCCCGCAGCCCCGGCGCUGGGAUCCGCUUGUGCACUAGUCCGAGGCGCGCACCCAGGGGAGUCGGGACCGAAGGGGGGCGCCUCCCCCCCACCUCCCCAAAUCGCUGGCUCGCUGGCUCUCUUUUCGGUGGGCAGAUCUGGAGAGUUGCCCCCCCCGCUCCGCCUGGUGCGCAAUUGACCAAGGAACUUGGGGCGCGUUAUUGCAACUUGCAUGGAGGUGUUUGCAGCCGCGGGACUUGAACAACCGCUUCGCCUCGGACUCGCCUCCCGUCCCUCGCUUUUUGCCCGGGGUUCGUUUUUCCAGCACCCCCUUCCCCCGAGGCAAGGCAUGGCAAACUUCGGCUCGCUCGCUGCUUCCUCCUGGAAGAAGGUCUUGAAGUCCUGCUGAGCAAAGAUCAGGGCAAAUGUCAUAGGAUGAACCCAGCUGGACCACUCUUACUGUCUGUGAUAUCGUGUCUCGUGUGGCUCUCCCAGGGCUUCGACCCAGCUCCCAGCGCCUGCUCCGCCUUGGCCUCCGGGGUUCUCUACGGCUCCUUUUCGCUGAAGGACCUCUUUCCCACCGUCUCCACCGGCUGCUCGUGGACCUUGGAGAAUCCCGACCCCACCAAGUACUCCUUGUACCUCAGGUUCAACCGGGAGGAGCAGGUCUGCGCCCAUUACUUGCCCAUGGUCCUGCCGCUGGACCACUACCUCUCCAACGACACCUGCAGCCAGCCGGAGCCCACGGCCCUGCCCCAGGAGGAGGAGGAGGAGGACGGGGACCACCACAGAGGGGAGGCCAGGUUGGAGCUCUGCCAAGGCGGGGGACCCUUUGCCUUCUACCACUUUGACAAGAACUUCGUGCAGCUGUGCCUGGCCGAGGAGCCGGAGGCCGCCAGCCGCCUGCUGCGGCCCGAGGCGGUGGAGUUCCGCUUCGUGGAAGUCCUCCUGAUCAACAACAACAACUCCAGCCAGUUCACCUGCAGCGUCUUGUGCCGCUGGCUGGAGGAAUGCCUCCGUCUGGGCGCUGGCCAGCCCUGUGGCCUCUCCCAAACCGGGUGCACCUGCCAGGCGCCUCAAACUCUGCCAGCGCCACCUCAGCCCAGCCAGACCCACUCCAAUGCCUUGACUCCGCCUGCCACCACCACCGCCACCACGACCAGCAGCAGCAGCAGCAACAGUAACUGCUGUGCGACCGAAUUGCAUUCUGGGAAUGCGAAUGACAUAUACUCUCCGGAGAUUAAAUACGGUGAUGGUGUGCAAGAGGAUCAGAAGGUGAAAACCCAGUGGCCACGAUCGGCAGAUGAACCGGGGGUGUACAUGGCUCAAACAGGAGACCCUGCGGCAGAAGAAUGGUCCCAGUGGAGUGUCUGCUCCCUGACCUGCGGGCAGGGUACCCAGGUGCGGACUCGAUCCUGCGUCUCAUCGCCUUACGGGACACUGUGUAGCGGGUUGUUGCGGGAGACACGGAUAUGCAAUAAUACUGCCACCUGCCCAGUGGAAGGCCAGUGGCUGGAGUGGGGAGCCUGGAGUCGCUGCUCCGUGUCCUGUUCCAAUGGCACUCAGCAGCGCACCCGCAAGUGCAGCGUCUCGGCGCACGGCUGGGGGGAGUGUCGAGGGGCUCACGCCGAUGCCAGGGAGUGCUACAAUCCAGAAUGUCCAGCCGACAGCAAGUGGGGCCCCUGGAACCACUGGAGUUUGUGUUCUAAGACGUGUGACACGGGCUGGCAGCGGCGCUUCCGGAUGUGCCAGGGGACGGGCGUGCAAGGCUACCCCUGCGAAGGCAGUGGGGAGGAAGUCAAGACAUGCAAUGAGAAGAAAUGCCCAGCUUACCACGAGAUGUGCAAGGACGAGUACGCCAUGCUGAUGAUGUGGAAGAAAGCGGCCGCCGGCGAGAUUGUAUACAACAAAUGCCCGUCCAACGCCACAGGUUCGGCCAGCCGCCGGUGUCUGCUCAACUCCCAUGGUGUGGCUUACUGGGGCACACCCAGCUUCGCACGCUGCAUUUCCCAUGAAUACAGAUACUUACAUCUCUCACUCCGAGAGCAUCUGGCCAAGGGGCAGCGCAUGCUGGCAGGCGAGGGGAUGUCUCAGGUGGUCCGUGCCCUCCUGGAGCUUGUAGCCCGCAAGACGUACUAUAGUGGGGAUUUGCUUUUCUCAGUGGAGAUCCUGCGCAACGUCACUGACACCUACAAGAGAGCCACCUACAUUCCUUCCUCUGAUGAUGUGCAGCGGUUCUUCCAUGUGGUCAGCAACAUGGUGGAUGCAGAGAACAGAGACAAGUGGGAGGAUGCUCAACAGGUCUUGCCUGGCUCUGUCCUCCUCAUGAAGGUGGUGGAAGAUUUCAUCCAUCUGGUGGGUGACGCACUCAAAGCCUUCCAGAGCUCCCUCAUUGUCACAGACAACUUGGUGAUCAGCAUCCAGAGAGAACCGGUCUCAGCCGUCUCCAGCGACAUCAACUUCCCCAUGAAAGGCCGGCGAGGAAUGAAGGAUUGGGCCCGACACUCCGAGGAUAAGAUCUUCAUUCCAAAGGAAGUGCUCACUCUCUCCUCUUCCGAAGCAGAGGAAUCGUCUUAUUUUGUCAUUGGCACCAUCUUGUAUCGCACUUUGGGCCUAAUCCUGCCUCCUCCCAGAAGUCCCCUGGCUGUCAUGUCCAAAGUUCUCACAGUGACCGUGAAGCCACCCACCAGAUCCGUGGAACCUUUGAUUUCGGUGGAGCUGUCACAUAUCAUCAACGGUACCUCACAUCCACAGUGUGUGACUUGGGAGUACACCAAAGUGGAGCUUGGCGCCGGGAACUGGGACACCGACAGCUGCCGGACGGUGGAAACCCUCUCCGCCCACACCAAGUGCCUGUGCAGCCAGCUCUCCACCUUUGCUGUGGUUGCCCAGCUGCCCAAAGACUUGGCCAUGGACUCUGGUAGUUCCCCCUCGGUCCCGCUUAUGAUCGGUUGCGCUGUCUCUUGUAUGGCUUUGCUGACGUUACUGGUGAUCUACGCUGCCUUCUGGAGGUUUAUCAAGUCGGAACGCUCCAUCAUUCUCCUGAACUUUUGCGUCUCCAUUUUGGCCUCCAAUGUGUUGAUCCUGGUGGGACAGUCCCAGAUGCUCAGCAAGGGUGUUUGUACCAUGACAGCUGCGUUCCUCCAUUUCUUCUUCCUUUCUUCCUUCUGCUGGGUGCUGACAGAAGCCUGGCAGUCUUACCUGGCUGUGAUCGGUAGGAUGCGGACCCGCCUCGUCCGUAAACGCUUCCUCUGCCUCGGAUGGGGAUUGCCAGCGCUUGUGGUCGCCGUCUCCGUGGGCUUCACAAGGACCAAAGGAUACGGGACAUCCAGCUACUGUUGGCUGUCCCUUGAAGGAGGACUCCUCUACGCCUUUGUUGGCCCUGCUGCUGUGAUCGUUCUGGUCAACAUGCUGAUUGGAAUUAUUGUCUUCAACAAGCUGAUGUCUCGAGAUGGCAUCUCAGAUAAAUCCAAGAAGCAGCGAGCUGGCACGAUGCAUGUUAGGCCAGCUGGGGCCUCUCCCCGCUUCAGGAGCCCCCCAUGUGGCAGCCUGCUCUUGAAAUGUACCAAGUGCGGCGUGAUCUCGAGCACAGCGUUGCCCUUGGCCACUGCUAACAGUGCAAUGGCAUCGCUAUGGAGCUCCUGCGUGGUCCUUCCCCUCCUGGCACUCACCUGGAUGUCGGCCGUGCUUGCCAUGACCGACCGGCGCUCCAUCCUCUUCCAGGUCCUCUUUGCCGUCUUCAACUCAGUCCAAGGCUUCGUCAUCAUCACCGUCCAUUGCUUUCUCCGCAGAGAGGUCCAAGAUGUGGUGAAGUGCCAGAUCGGGGUCUGCAAGAGCGACGAGAACGAGAACUCCCCGGACUCGUGCAAGAAUGGGCAAGUCCAGAUCAUGACAGAUUUUGAAAAAGACGUGGACCUGGCGUGUCAGACAGUCCUCUUUAAAGAGGUCAACACAUGUAACCCGGCCACUAUCACAAGCACCUUGUCGCGCAUUUCACUGGAUGGGGACGAGGAUCCAAAGCUCAACACCAGCUCCGAGGGUGGCUUGGAGCCCUUCUCCUCUCUCCCUGGGAACAUCCCUCCAGCUUCCAUCCUAGUCCAGAUGCCGAAAAUGACGCACAAUGUGGUGAAAGGGAUGAACGAGCUCAACGACCCACCAGCCAAGAAGGAAGUCAACCUGGAUGCAGCCCGGGGGCCGGUUUACCUUUGCAGUGAUAGCAACCUGCGGCAGCUGGACUACGGUUGGCUGCGGCCGCAAGAGGCGGCGGUCGAAAGCAACUACAUGGUGCUGCCGCGGCGGACCGUGAGCCUUAAGCCUUUCGCCCGGGAGGAGGGCAAACUCAACAUCAAACUGGACGAAGCACCGGGCCUCACCAAAGGCCGCCACCCCAUGGAAACCAACCCCUACCCCAGCUUUGCCUCUAUGGACCACAUCAAUGUGAACUUGAACCAACCCUAUGGGACCGUCAAACAACCCUAUGGCCUGCAGUUUAAGCAGCACCCCACGGUACGGCAGAUCUUGGCCUCGGAGUUGUCUGAGCGCAGCCGUACCAUGCCACGUACUGUGCCUGGAUCUGCCAUGAAGGUGGGCUCCUUGGAGAGGAAAAGACUGCGAUAUUCUGACCUGGAUUUUGAGAAAGUGAUGCACACACGAAAGCGCCACACGGAACUUUACCAUGAACUGAAUCAGAAAUUCCACACGUUGGACCGGUAUCGGGUCCCAGCGACUAAUGCUGCAAAGAGGGAGAAGCGGUGGAGCAUGUCUUCAGGGAGCGGGGAAAAGAACAUGACCGGUGAGGUCACCAGCCCAGAGAGCCGGCAGCAGAAGCAGAGGUCGUGGAGUACCUUCAAGGCCAUGACGCUCAGCUCCUUGCCCUCCAAGCACCGGGAGAAACUGGAACUUCAUUCAGCUGACUGGGAAAAACAUUGCAUGAGUUUGGAUCUCUCGGACGGGGACUUCCAGACAGAAGUGUGAGCCCUCGGGGACUCGUGGAUUUAGCGAACUAUAAAUAUAUACAUAUAUAUAUAUUUUCACACAGACACUUUGGAAAAAGAAGCAAAACAAGACAAAAAAAGGGAAACAAACAAACAAAACGAAUCCCAGUCCCUUCCCCUUCUGGUGGUUUUAUUGGUCUGGGAAAAAAAUGUGGCUACCUAUUAGACGUUACCACAGGAGGGAAGCAGGGGGCAACAAGCAUCGUAUCACCUCUUCUCCCCCCCCAUCACAGGUGCCCCACUUCGCACGUCGGCUUCACAUGGAAGAUCCUGCAAGGGGGGGGGAAGGUCUCCUCUUCCCCCCACCCCACCUGUCCUUUCUGCCACUGGCCUUUCCCCACCACGGCUCACUGCUGGGACACCAAAGCGUGCACACACAGUCACGGACGCAGCUUUCCGAAUCUCCCCGUCCCUCCACACACCCCUGAGGACUUGGCCGGAUGUCUCCCCCUUCUUGAGAACGAGAGAGAGAGAGAAAGAAUGAUAUGAACUCUUUUUCUUUUUCUAUCUGGGUAUUUUUCUCGUGCCAUGCACUGUGUGCACUGGGGCAGGUUUCAGUGCCACCCCCGUCUCCUCUUUGAGGCCCCGAUCUUUGCACCCCUUUUUUCCUCCAACUCCAGGUCUACCUGCCUUGGCAGCGGUGGAGGAGACCCCACCGCUUCUACUGCUCCCUUCUGCACAAACAUCCUCCCAUCAUACCCUGGAGAGCCCCCCCCCCCUUGUCUUUCACCUUUUCCCUCACUCACCCCCCCCCCAACGUCCUGUAUCCCAGGCCAGGCAGGCGCUGUAUUUGUUGGAAAUUAAAAAAAAAACAAAAUCACAUGACGGACCUUGGCUGCUGUCUGGUUGUCAGUUUUAUUCUUGCGUGGCGGGUUCUGAUCUGUGAAACAGAGUUCAUUCUGGCCACCUGGCCUGUCCAGAACGAGGGCGAGAAUUCCAGCAGCCCAGAGGCCUUGUGUAGAGAGCACUCCGACUUCAGGUUCCGAAGACGUCCCAAGUUCAUCUAGUCCACCCCUUCUGCCUAUGCAGAAAUUCACAGUAAAAGCAUCCCUUAAAAAAAAAAAA